CUGUUGAGUCUUCAAGCCCAGGAGGUUCAGCAACAUCUGAUGACCAUGAAUUUGAUCCAUCAGCUGAUAUGCUGGUUCAUGAUUUUGAUGAUGAACGGACGUUAGAAGAGGAAGAAAUGAUGGAAGGGGAAACAAACUUCAGUUCUGAAAUAGAGGAUCUUACAAGGGAAGGUGAUAUGCCAAUUCAUGAACUACUUAGCCUUUAUGGCUAUGAUGGUACAGUCCGAAUCCAAGAGGAAGAAGAGGAGGAGGAGGAGGAGGAGGAGGAAGGAGAUGAUGAUGAAGAUGUUGAUAAUGAUGACAACAGUGGUUGUAGUGGAGAAAACAAGGAGGAGACCAUAAAGGAUUCAUCAGGUCAGGAGGAUGAGACACAGUCCUCUAAUGAUGACCCAGCACCAUCUGUUGCUUCUCAAGAUCCACAAGAGAUAAUUCGCCCACGUCGAUGUAAAUAUUUUGAUACAAACAGUGAAAUAGAAGAGGAAUCUGAAGAAGAUGAAGAUUAUAUUCCCUCAGAAGACUGGAAAAAGGAAAUCAUGGUGGGCUCUAUGUUUCAAGCUGAAAUUCCAGUUGGUAUCUGUAAAUACAGAGAAAAUGAGAAAGUGUAUGAAAAUGAUGACCAGCUUCUGUGGAAUCCUGAUCAUUUAUCAGAAGAUAAAGUGAUUGAAUUCCUCAAUGAAGCCUCCAGGCGUACAGGUGAUGAGAAAGGACUAGAUGCAAUUCCUGAAGGAUCACAUAUUAAAGACAAUGAGCAGGCAUUGUAUGAGUUGGUUAAGUGCAAUUUUGAUACAGAAGAAUCAUUGCGCAGAUUACGAUUUAAUGUAAAAGCAGCCAGAGAAGAGUUAUCUGUUUGGACAGAAGAAGAAUGUAGAAAUUUUGAACAAGGACUAAAGGCAUAUGGAAAAGAUUUUCACUUGAUUCAGGCAAACAAGGUACGAACAAGAUCAGUUGGCGAGUGUGUUGCAUUUUAUUACAUGUGGAAAAAAUCGGAGCGGUAUGACUUCUUUGCACAGCAGACCCGGUUUGGGAAGAAGAAAUACAAUCUUCACCCUGGUGUAACGGAUUACAUGGACCGUCUUCUGGAUGAAAGUGAAAGCGCUGCUUCCAGUCGAGCUCCGUCCCCUCCCCCUACAGCGUCUAACAGCAGCACCAGCCAGUCUGAAAGGGAGGACAGCACAACCAGCAACAGUAAUCAAAAUGGAGUAUCCACCAAUGGAUCAGGUGAGAUAGCAAGUAAGGAUGAAAUAAAAAUGGAAGGAUUGCAUGUAAACGGACCAAUGAGUGGCAAGAAGACAUCUCAUACAGAUCUGGAUACAAAUGGUUAUGAAACAGAAAACCUUUCUGCUGACCCUAAACUCGCUCAUUCGACAGCAAGAAAUGAAAAUGAUUUUGAAGAAAAAGGCGAAAGACCUGUGAAGAGGAGAAGAAUCAACAGCAAUGGAAAAGAAAGUCCAGGUUCUUCAGAAGGUUUCCAAGAAACAAUCUCGCAUGGGAAAUUUGAAGAACUGGGAACAUUGGAUGACUGAAUAUGGGAGCUGAUUUUAUUCCUUGGAGUAAAUUCUGGGACGUGUAAAAUUUUCAGGGUUGAUGGGUUACCUGACAGAAUCAAAUUCCAGGCAACAGUCUGUUGAGAUUUUCUUACCUUUCAUUUGGCCCCUAAGAUCUGAUAACUCAUUUGUCAAUGCUGACAUGCUGUAGGAGAACUUUUUGGUCCACAGAGCUGUUGACUGUUAACAAAGGUCUGGCAACUGCAUAACUGCCAUCAGACAUCUGAGAAAUAAAUCGGUCAUGGUAUGUGUAUAGUGAACACAUUUCUAGCUUAAUGUGCCAAGGAAACGUAUACACGUUCUUCUGCAGAAUUACUUAAGCUUUGCUCUGCUAUACAAAUUAUACUUUUUAAAGAGGAGAGCUGGAUUGAAUUACAGAUUGUCACAAGAGGAUAGUGACAUUUAGAAUUCCAAAAGAUGUAUUGAAAUGGGUGUGGAGUUAAAUGUUCUAAACGAAGAGAAGUGUUUUCCAAUUGUUAAGGAACCCCUAUGAAUCCUGAAAGUUAUGAGCACAAUUAUUUUUAUAUAUAGAAGUUUUAAAACAUAAUAAACCAAGUCCGGUUUGCAUAUGUAAAAUUGUUGACAUCAAUGAUGUCUUUCCAUAUUCUUAUCUGGGCUAAAGAAAUACAUUCUGUAUUUUUCCAGAUUUCUUUGUAGCCUUUGAAAGAUUUUUACAGUACCUAUGUCUUGAUUGAGCUGUCCUUUCUUAAAACAAAAGCUUGUAUAAUUUUCUUAACUUGUAUAGUUGGUAAACUUUUAUGAAAGAAGUGAUAUUCUGAGUCUAAUGUCAGCUUCAUUUUAUUUUGCUACAGACUUUUUCUAAAAAAAAAAACCGCAAAAAUAAUUUGUUUAUGUAAUUACCAAGUCAUGUUUUCUUCUUGGAAAACAGUAAAUGAUUAAAAUUGUUAUAAGGGUGGUUAAUAGUCAUAUAAUUAUGAGAAUCUGAUUUCAAAUUUCUGUCUUAUGACACACAGUGACUUUUAGAAUUUUGGAAUAAGCAUGAUGCUUUUAUUGCACAAAUUCUCUUGCUUUUAUUAUACAUUUUCAAGGUUUAUUUUUGAGAUUAAGACAAAAGCUUAAUGUCAGCCAAAUGCCUAAAUAUACUAGAACUUGUUAGCUAAGGUCAGGUAUUAUAUUAUCAUUGAUUUAUCUUUAAUACAUCUCGUACAUUUCAUUGUGCACAGAAGAGAGAAGGAAUGGAUCAAUUAAUCUGGUUGCCUAGGUUAGGCAUGAGUACACAACUGGUUACCAUGGGCCUGGCUUUUGCACCACUGAAAGUGUGUUGAUGGUUUCAGUGGGAGCAGGAACAGUGCAGUGUCUGUGUAAAGAGUUGGUACAGCACAUAUAUAUGUGUAUGUAUAUAUGUAAGAGGUAAUGGUAGGUGUUGGUAACUAUAUUUGAGAGGGUGCUAGAACGUAAAACCCUUGUCCGUAGGGGAGAAUGCUAAUUCUGUUCUUACUAGCCUUGCCAAUAAAGGUCUGGACUUUGAGGUGGAGGUUUGUCUGUGAAGUAGUAAUUUUACAAAUAUUACAGUACCUUUAUAGCCACAGCUGCACAAAAUCUGGUUUAAAAAGCAUAGGAAAUAAUGUCCUGUUUGUGUAAUCUAAAACCCGUUUUCUUGUAUGCCUGUGGUUUUACAAACAUACUGUUAUUUCUGUUAAAGUAGUCUUCAUAAGUUUAUAUGCUGCUCUUCCAAGGUUCUUUUGGAAAUUUAGGGUCACAUGUCUUUAAACUAGCUUAAUUAUCACAUUACUGAAGUCAUGUGUUUUUUCUAAGUCAAUCUUUUGCUUUUUUGUUAAUGAUCAGGAGCCCAAGUUCAGAGCCAAAUUAAAAUCUGGUUUGACUCCAUUGAUUUUUAUAUUGGAUAUUAGCCCAUUUGUCAUCAUCUUCCCCCCCCCCCCCACGCCCCAAAUUUGGGUGAUAAGUUUUUACUGGCUCAGCUGGCAUUAGGAGUUGACAAGCUGACAUUAACCUACCUAGAAGUAUAUAGCAGUUUAUACAGAGAGGCAUAAGUAAGAGACAUAUAAUCUAUGGCCUGCAUUAAUCUUGUGGAGCGAUUGGUUUAGAAAGAGAUUGUCAAUUUGGAAAUCUGGUUGGUUAAUGGAAAUCCAAGCCUUAUAUCAAAAGACGGCCACUUAGAAAGUUUCAGAAGGAGUGUAGUGCAGGGCUUUUCAAAAUCUUUGCAACUUCAAUCAGAGUCAUAUUUUCAAUUUAUUAUAUUAAACAUUUUUGUUUGCAAGGUGAAAAUACUUGCAGAAUUUUUUAUAGGAAAGUUUAUAAGUAAAUUGUCUCAGGCUUGUGUGUAAAAUAUGGCACUGUGUAUAUUUUCAGAAAUGUUGCUUUGUUUUUAAUCUUACCUCUUUAUGGUAUACCUGAAAGAGACCUGACAUUCCAUAAGCAAAUAAUAUGUAAUGCUCAGCUAUUCUUUAAGAAGUAUUUAAUUAUAAUUUGCAUUUUGUUUAUGCAGGUGUGUUUUUUUUAUACAAUAUUUCGUUCAUGUUCUUCAAAAUGCAGCCACUAUAACUUGAUAAGUCAUUGCACUACUAGAACUAUUUAAAAUUCUAGAAAUAUAGUAACUUUGAAUUUGUUCAAGAAACAUUCGGUGCAGUUUUGGAACCGAAAAACAUACGAACUCGUGUCCAAACUGCAUAAAGACAGCAACUUGCAUGUAGACACUUGUGUAUAUUUUUUCAAGCCCUAUCAUGAUGCAUCCAGCUGGAUCAAAUGUCUUGUUUUCAUGAAGUGCUUUAAGAGUGCAGCCUGAACAGAAAAUGCAGUUCAACAGAACAAACCUUUGUUGAGCUUUUUAAAGGAUUUGAAGUGAUAUUUUAAGAAAAAAAAAUUUACAAAUUAGUUUUUAUACAUUUUUUUCACGCAUAGUAAUUUUGCACUGUUAGUAAUUCCCUUAUCCUGCCCCACUCCCUGUCUGCAAUUCUGGAAAAGCUUAUUAAAAUAUUUUUUUAA
This is a messenger RNA of Alligator sinensis (Chinese alligator), 4508 nucleotides long. It is a transcript of the gene MIER1, whose product is annotated as MIER1 transcriptional regulator. Gene Ontology annotation, biological process: negative regulation of transcription by RNA polymerase II. Lineage: Eukaryota; Metazoa; Chordata; Crocodylia; Alligatoridae. The coding region runs from base 69 to 1523 and encodes 484 amino acids. The record is from RefSeq and is a predicted model, not a curated record. Gene Ontology annotation, cellular component: nucleoplasm. Gene Ontology annotation, molecular function: histone deacetylase binding; transcription corepressor activity. The transcript has 12 exons.